AUGUACAAGCUGAUCGUGAGUACAUCAGCGGUGGCUGGAAUCUCAUUCCUUCUCGGCAAAUAUUCGAACGAUGAGAUUUUUCGAAGCGCCCAUUCGGCGACCGCCGGCGUUCAACUGGCAAGAAUUGAGGUCCCAAAUAUGGGACCUCAACUACACCAGAAGGCGACGAAUUUCGACGCCGUCUCGCGUGUACCCCAAAUCAUGAAAUAUGGCUAUCCGGGCCAUACGAAUCUCAAACAUUUCAAUGAUUAUGUGCUUUCAUAUGAUACUCGAACACGCACGGCGCACUGGGUUUGUGAGCAUUUGACGCCGGAGAGUUUGAAACGCGGCAAAGAUGUGAAUCGAGGUCUAAGCGAAUUUCAGCCGUUUCCCGAAACUCAUGAGUAUUUCAGAGCGGUGAAUGAGGACUACAAGGGCAGCGGCUUCGAUCGCGGCCAUUUGGCGGCGGCCGGCAAUCAUCGAACAUCGCAAAUCGCGCUCGACCAAACAUUUUUUCUGUGCAACAAUAGUCCGCAAGUGGGCAAGGGCUUCAAUCGCGACAAAUGGAACGAUCUCGAAAUCUAUUGCCGAAAAUUGGCGAAAAACGCGCUGAACACCUACGUCGUGACGGGACCAUUGUAUUUGCCGAGGGAGUUCGACGACGGCAAAAAAUAUGUGAAGUAUCAAGUGAUUGGCAAGAAUAAUGUCGCCGUUCCCACGCAUUUCUUCAAAGUUGUUCUUGUCGAGACCAAAUUGGGACACUUCGAAAUGGAAUCCUUCAUUUUACCGAACGCGGUGAUUCCUGAUUCGACUGACAUCGCGGAAUUCCAUGUGCCGAUCGACGCCAUCGAACGACACGCGGGAUUUUUGAUUUUCGACAAAUUUCAACGCGAAAAAUUGAAUAAGAUUAAUCGAAAAAGCGUUGGCCUCUGGCAAAAACUGAUCUCAUGA
Caenorhabditis bovis is the source of this 930-nucleotide messenger RNA. Lineage: Eukaryota; Metazoa; Nematoda; Chromadorea; Rhabditida; Rhabditidae. The record is from the annotation of a GenBank genome assembly.